Pungitius pungitius (ninespine stickleback) is the source of this 1527-nucleotide messenger RNA. RefSeq names its product transmembrane protein 59 (gene tmem59). The record is from RefSeq and is a predicted model, not a curated record. Lineage: Eukaryota; Metazoa; Chordata; Actinopteri; Perciformes; Gasterosteidae. Bases 93 to 1061 code for a protein of 322 amino acids. Gene Ontology annotation, biological process: positive regulation of autophagy. The transcript has 8 exons. Gene Ontology annotation, cellular component: late endosome; lysosome.
CGCGAGAACCGCAGUUACCGCGAGACUACGGGCCGAUUAAAAAGGAGGAAGGCACAACGUCGCGUCGUCUGUUUAGAGUUUUCGCUGACAAAAUGGGGACGCUUGCCUUCGCCGCCCGUACGUUGGGGCUGCUCGUCCUGGUCGCCUGCACAUCGACGUCUGCUGAUGUGUUCGACAGCGUGUUGGGAAGCACGUCGUCUUGCCACAAGUCGUGUGAAAUGACGUACAGUUUGCACACGUUUCCGCGCGAGGAGGAACUCUACGCCUGUCAGAGAGGCUGCCGUCUGUUCUCCAUUUGCCAGUUUGUUCGCGACGGUGACGAUCUCAAUCAGACGAAAUCCGAGUGCGAAUCCACCUGUCGUGAAGCCUACAGCCAUUCUGAUGAGCAGUACGCAUGCAACCUUGGCUGUCAGAAUCAACUUCCUUUCGCAGAGCAAAGGCAUGAGCAGCUGGAGGCCAUGAUGCCCAGGAUUCACAUGCUGUACCCCAUGACUCUGGUCAGAGGCUUUUGGGACGACGUGAUGAAUCAGGCCCACAGCUUCAUCACCUCCACCUGGACCUUCUACCUCCAGGCUGAUGAUGGCAAAGUGGUCAUUUUCCAGGCUGAACCACAAGUCCAGUUUUUCUCCCUGUUUGAAGUGGAAAAAGACGAAGAGCCACAGAAGAGCUUUCCCGGAUUGAGCCCCGUUUACAAAGAUUAUCAGCGCACUUUAAUCCAGGAGAGGGACCGAGAUAUGACCAGGGACCGCGACGAUGAGGAUCAAUACAACCUCUUCAACUGUCUUUCCAGGAACCCUUGGCUACCAGGGUGGAUCCUAACCACCACUCUGAUCCUCUCUGUGGUGGUGCUGAUCUGGAUCUGCUGUGCCACUGUGGCAACUGCUGUGGACCAGUAUGUACCUGCUGAGAAAUUGAGCAUCUAUGGUGACAAGGAGAAUAUAAUGGAAAAGAAACUGAUUCCAUAUCCAGCCUCCUCCCUGCUGAUCAUUACCUCCAAAGGAUCUGAGGAAGAGGCCGGGCCGCUCCCUCACAAAGUCGACCUGAGCCAGUCAGACGUUUAGAAGCCGAAGACUUGGCACAGAAUAAGUUUAGGUUGAUUUUCCUCCUCUGGCCCAGGACCUGGGCUUCUCUCGGGAUAUACGGAAGUAACUACUCGCAGAAGAUUUUGUAUAAUUGAUAUGUCUCGUCUCCUUUUUGUUGAUGCUUUUAAAAUUGAAAUGAUAAAAAGGGUUAUUUUCUUUUGUAUAUUGGUAAAAUUGAGGCAUUAAUGUAAUCAGCAGCACACUUGAAAUAUGUUUUGGGAUUUUUCUUUUCUUUCUUGUGUAAAUUGGCUCUCGGUGUGCUUAUUUUUAUCAAAUAAUGGAUAAAUUCAAUGUUUGACUUGAAGUGAUAUUAACCCAAACCCUCCUUUUAUUGUCCUAUAGAUUGUGCUAAUACUGCAGACUCACUGUAUGUUCAUGUUUGUACUGUAAUCAUUUACAGAAGAUGAAUUUUACAAUAAAGUUUGAUGCUCCUUCCCACAUUUAA